UCAACUUCAGACUCAGGAGUCAGACUCAGACUCAGAGUCGGAGUCAGACUCAAGACUGCCCGGGCCCCCAUUCCCAUUUCCAAGUUGCAUGCAAGAGGUUGCAACCAACUUCUGGAAUUUGAAUGCAACGGGCACGCAACUUCCCCGAGGCAUUGGAGGCAGCUAGGCAAAGCCACAUAAGAUCUUAGGACGCUGUGGCCCCCGCUUCAAAUGAUCUUUAGCGGAGGAGGUGAAAUCGUCAAGAUUGUGCCCGUUGUGCUGCAGUCAAUGCGUUUUCCACGAGCGGCCGUGCUUCAACUCUGUCAAUUACUUUUGCACCACCGCCAAUUGAAGGACUUGCCAGAAGCUCGCAAGUGCGGUGUUGUCAAAAUCCUCACUCGCUUGGUAUGAUCUUUCACAUAUCCAAACCCUCUAGCACGAAACGCUCAUGAUUCGGCUUUCGUGUUCAAGAUGAGCUUGUCGUUCCGCAACCUAUUCAGUGCUCUGAAUCUGGAGCAGCCAGAGGAGGAGGCCGCAGAGUUGGCGGCUCAUGAUGCAAAGAAGGCAACGGGGGGCAACCAGUCAGGGAAAGGGUUUAAAACAGGGGAGAAGAAGGAGCAGGACCAGAAUGGUUUGAGGAAAACGAGGCUGAAGUUGCCCCUUGUGUGGCUUGACCUUGAGAUGACGGGCUUGGAGGUGGAAAAGGACCAGAUCAUCGAGGUUGCCUGCAUCGUCACGGACGGAAACCUAGAAAAGCAGAUCGAGGGUCCGGACCUUGUCAUCCACGCCCCUGAGGCAGCACUAGACUGCAUGAACGACUGGUGCAAGGAGCACCAUGGAAAGAGCGGGCUGACGGAGAGGGUUCGGAGUAGCACAGUGUCUAUCGAAGAGGCGGAGGAAAAGGUGUUGGUGUUUGUGCAAGAGCAUACAACGCCCGGAGCGGCGCAGCUAGCGGGGAACUCGAUCCAUGCGGACUUGGCGUUCUUGAAGCGGUAUAUGCCCAAGCUGGCGGCACACUUCUCACACGUGUUGGUGGACGUGAGUACGUUGAGGUCGUUGGCUCGGCGAUGGUAUCCGAAAGAUGCGGAGCGAGCACCCGUGAAAAAGCAAGAGCACAGAGCUCUUGCGGACAUCAGGGAAAGUAUAGAGGAGUUGAAGUACUAUCGGAAAAACGUUUUCAAACGGACAAAAAGCGAUGCCGCUGGUACAUAGCUUCUGAUAUUAUUGGUAUCCCGUCUUUUUUUCUUCCCUUAGUCGACCGCACACCUUAGCUCUAGGCAAGCAGUCUGUAUCGAUAUCUAGGCAUGUACAUACAAAGAGCAGCGCAGAUUGUGAAUUUGGCACUGACAGCAGUCCUCUCUCUGCCGUCCUGAGUAAGGGGGCCAGGUGAGCAGGAUCAAGCACUUGGCGGCAUUGCGGCUUUUUCUGCCUGAGAACAAGUUGUCUGGUCGAAAAAGUUUGCUGCGGGAGACUCGUUUUCAUUGUGAACACCAGUCGCUGCAGACUGCAAGACCAGACAGGCCUUGCGCGGACUAUGAUGGG
This is a messenger RNA of Klebsormidium nitens, 1521 nucleotides long. Lineage: Eukaryota; Viridiplantae; Streptophyta; Klebsormidiophyceae; Klebsormidiales; Klebsormidiaceae. The record is from the annotation of a GenBank genome assembly.